Mixia osmundae IAM 14324 is the source of this 3128-nucleotide messenger RNA. RefSeq lists its product as uncharacterized. The transcript is spliced from 4 exons. The coding region runs from base 101 to 2767 and encodes 888 amino acids. The record is from RefSeq and is a predicted model, not a curated record. Gene Ontology annotation, molecular function: ATP hydrolysis activity; ATP binding. Gene Ontology annotation, biological process: cellular response to heat. Lineage: Eukaryota; Fungi; Basidiomycota; Mixiomycetes; Mixiales; Mixiaceae. Gene Ontology annotation, cellular component: cytosol; cytoplasm.
CGAAGCUUCGCGAAUUCGCGAGAAUGCACCGGCGAAGAGCUCCAAGUUUGCACAUAUAGAGACUCACGCUGUACCGAACCCAUUGUAACAUCACAACAGCAUGACCCAGAACUUCACGGAGAAAGCGCAAGAGACGCUGCAAAAUGCUUUCCAGAUUGCGCGCGAUCACUCGCAUGUCCAGGUCUUUCCUGUCCACGUCGCCAGUGCCUUGCUAGCAGAGGACGGCAGCUUGCUCAAGUCUGUCGUCGAGCGUGCAGGUGGGGACUCGGUCAAGCUCAAUAGGGCCUAUCAGAAGGCGCUCGUCAGGCUACCGAGCCAAGAACCACCGCCGGACGAUUACUCGCCCUCGAGCUCGCUUGCCAAACUCAUUCGAUCAGCUCAGGAUCUCCAGAAGAAGAACGGCGAUUCCUAUGUUAGUCAGGAUCAUCUCAUCUCUGCCCUCCUCGGCGACGAUAGCUCGCUCGCUCUCCUGAAAGAGUCCAGCGUCAAUCCUGUCCAACUCAAAAGCGCCAUUGCCGAAGUUCGAGGAUCCCGCAAGGUCGAUUCUCGUCAGGCAGAAGAAGGUUUCGAUGCUCUCAAGAAGUAUGCGAUCGAUAUGACUGCAUUGGCUGAGCAAGGCAAGCUCGACCCCGUCAUAGGACGUGACAAUCAGAUCCGUCGCGUCAUUCGCAUCCUGUCCCGUCGCACAAAGAGCAACCCUGUCUUGAUCGGAGAGCCAGGCGUCGGCAAGACGGCCAUCGUCGAGGGACUCGCACAGCGUAUCAUCAACCGCGAUGUACCGCCCGGCUUACUCGGUCGUCUCUGGUCGCUCGACUUGGCCGCUCUCACUGCCGGCGCAAGCUACAAAGGCCAAUUCGAGGAGCGCGUCAAAGCACUCCUAUCUGAGCUCGAGAAAGCGACGUCACCUAUCAUUCUAUUCGUCGAUGAAUUACAUCUGAUCAUGGCAGGGCAAGGCAACGGAUCGAUGGACGCGGCCAAUCUGUUCAAGCCCAUGCUGGCUCGUGGCACGCUCCGAAUGAUAGGUGCCACCACUCUGGUCGAAUAUCGCAAGUACAUCGAAAAGGAUGCAGCUUUCGAGAGGCGCUUCCAGCAAGUCCUUGUGACGGAGCCUUCCAUACCAGAGACCAUCUCCAUCUUGCGCGGCCUACGCGAGCGCUACGAACUUCAUCAUUCGUGCAGCAUUCUCGACUCUGCUCUUGUCGCUGCUGCCAAGCUCGCACAUCGUUACUUGCCUGCUAGGAGAUUGCCCGAUAGCGCUCUCGAUUGCGUGGACGAAGCUUGCGCUGGCGUACGCAUCGCUAGAGAUUCGCAACCUGAAGCAAUCGAUCAGCUCGAGCGUCAACAUACCCAGCUCAAGAUUGAAGAGCACGCUCUGGGCCAAGAUCGCGAUAAGAAAGCUUCUGCUGCUCGUCUGGUCGAAGUCAGGGAAGCAAUCGCUCGAAUUGACGAAGAGCUUCAUCCUCUCAAAGCCAAACACGAAGCCACCAAAGCUCGCGGCAAAGAGAUUCAGGCGCUCAAGGAACGUAUCGACGAUCUUCGCACAAAGGCAGAGACCGCCCAGCGAAAUCAAGACUUUGCGACUGCCUCGGACAUUCGAUUCUAUUCGAUACCAGAACUCACGAAGAAGCUCGAGAAGAUGGAGGAGGACAAGCGCGCAGCAGAUGUAGAGCGAGGGGAGGCAGACGACGUCGUGACGCCAGACGAUAUUGCAGAAGUCGUAGGCCGCUGGUCGGGUAUACCCGUCAGCCGUCUCAAGCAAGGCGAAAAGGAGAAACUGCUCAACCUCGAGCGCACAAUGUCCAAAGAGAUCGUCGGACAACCGCAGGCCAUCAAAGCUCUGGCAAACGCUAUACGACUUUCCAGGAGUGGGUUGGCAGAUCCUAAGAAACCUCCCGUGUUCAUGUUCACGGGGUCAUCUGGCUCGGGCAAGACGCAGACUGCAAAGUGUCUGGCGAAGUUACUGUUCGAUUCGGAGGAGGCCAUGAUACGCAUCGACAGCUCUGAAUACUCGGAACCUCAUUCGAUUUCGAGGCUCAUUGGCUCUGCGCCAGGCUAUGUUGGCUACGAAGAAGGCGGCACGCUCACGAACAAGGUCAAGGAGAGACCUUACUGUGUCUUGCUCAUUGACGAGAUCGAGAAAGCCUGCCGCCAAUUCUGGAUGCUCUUGCUACAAGUCUUUGACGAUGGCAGACUGACCGACAACAAGGGCGUGGUCGUUGACUUUUCGAAUACUAUCAUCAUCUGUACGACCAAUCUUGGCUCGGCUGCUCUCAACGAAGUCGACAGCGACGCACCUCUCCCGCCAGCAGUCAAAGAUGCAGUGGAUGCUGCCAUACGUGCCUACUUCCCUGCAGAGUUCAUCAACCGCAUCUCCAGUGUCGUCAUCUUCAACAAGCUCAGUCGCAAGCAUAUUCGCAAGCUCGUCGACCAUCGUCUGCGCGAGAUCCAGCACCGAUUGGCAGCGAGUGGCAAGACGAUCCAGCUCAAUCUGGACGAAGCGUCGAAAGAUUGGCUCGGUACUGCUGGCUACUCGAAUGCUUACGGGGCGAGACCGCUCAACCGUGUCAUCCAGAGCGAACUACUUAACCAGCUCUCGCGUAUGAUCCUCGACGACUCGAUCUUGGACGGCGAGACUGCAAAUGUCACAUGCGAUCAUCAAGCUAAUCGACUCGUGAUCCUUCCCAAUCAUCAGAGCACGAUUCAGAGCAUGGACAUCGACGAGGAUGAGGAAUUGCUGGACGAUGUGGAUAUCGAAGAAGUCGACUAAUUUGAACGAUACCCGGACUGCUAGCAUUAUCUCGGCUGUAGAAUGUAAAAUUGCAACUUUUAGCGUCAUGAUCUUCAUUACUGCUCGCGUCCGAGAUCCCCCUUCACUUCUCCUUGCCACUUCACCACCACCAUGUCGACCAAACUACUCACUCCUCGCCCCCAUCGCCGUUUGGGGCGUUGGCAUCGGUACACACAUUUAUGGCCUGAUGUCGCAAAACCUGUCAGGAACGGUCAGUUCCAUCCACUGCGGAACACGACCCAAGCUGAUGCGAGAGAUCAGGGCGAGUUUGACAAUGUCGCACCGAGAGCGUACUUGCAGAAGAUGCAGUCCAUCCCCAAGCCAUCUGCUCUCCAGCGUC